AUGUCAUCCGAUAAUCUCAAGAAGAAUGGCGAGCCAUCUACCUCCUCACAAACUCUCAGAACCCUCCCGUUUGAGACAUUGCCUCCAUCGAUCCUGGACCCCAUCCAGACCGACUACUUCGAGACCCUUGACCCAGCAUUGAUCAAGCAAGAGUUACACGAUGUACUCGGGGCCAAUGGAUUACCUUACUGGAAAGCCAUGAACGGUUACCUUCUGGGGCAGUUAGGUAGAGCGGAAGUUUUGGAUAUGAUACGAGGCUUCUUGAAGGGGAAAGAUUUAACACUUCACAAUCGUCUUCUCAUGUCUCUUUUACAAUCCGCUUCUGAUCCUUCUUCAUUGUCGCCAGGAGCUCUUUUGAGAAAGCGAAGAAGAGCAGGUGAACAAGACGGGUUCGACAUGGAUGACACUCAUAUCGAACCUUCCACUCGUGUACAGACUUGGUUGUCGGGUAUCACAGCUCGUGACAGAGUACGUAUACGACGUACUGUACUUGGGCAAGAUAAGGAGAACGGUGUUAAUGAGGAUGGGGAUGGGGAUGGUGCCUCAACGAAUGGUAUAUCGAAGAAUAAACGUAAUCCCUUUUCCCAAGCUAUUCUACCACGACUUGCGCCAUCUCAACGUCUUCUUCCCUCCUCCAUACAACUGUAUCAACGUCUGUCCACACUUGCCCAAGCAUCCGGCCUCACACUAGCUCCGGAAGGAGAACACGACAUCGGCGAGUUCAUGGCUGUCAGUAUGGACGCUCAUCUUUCCGACGUUUUACAUUCCCUCGUACAUCUCACAGGGAGAAACACACCCGGCACAAUCCGUCUUGGUCGUAAACGUCGACGAUCUCACUCCUCAGAUGAGGUCACUCCUGAACCAUUCGUGGAUGGAUAUAUCCCAAAACCCGACUUGUCGUCGUUGCAAUCACUCUUCACUUUGGCUCCUGGUCUGCAUCCUCAGGCUUCUCCGGCGUUGUACAAAUUGUCAAGCUCUCUCGCGGAAUCGCAGAAAGAGAAUCAGGCGGGAGGGGUAGAUGGAGUGUACACGGACAGGAGAACAGCAAGAAGGACAGACGGUAUGAAGAGUCCUGAUAGGUCUUUCUCGGGGAAUCCACAGGAUGCCAAAGUGGCUGAGCUGGCAGAGAAGGGUUUACUCAAGGUGGAUAAGGCCGGCAGGCAGAGCGAGGCGGGGGAGGAAGGAGGAAAGAAGGCGAAGAAACACACGUUGCAUUGGCUGUAUGAGGAUCCAGCAUUGAUACUCAAAGAUGUCAUGGGAUGAUGGAGAGCAUAUGCAUCGAUCGUGGUG
Messenger RNA from Tremella mesenterica DSM 1558, 1290 nucleotides. RefSeq lists its product as uncharacterized. The transcript is spliced from 3 exons. Gene Ontology annotation, cellular component: SAGA complex. The record is from RefSeq and is a predicted model, not a curated record. Gene Ontology annotation, molecular function: transcription coactivator activity. Gene Ontology annotation, biological process: regulation of transcription by RNA polymerase II. Bases 1 to 1263 code for a protein of 420 amino acids. Lineage: Eukaryota; Fungi; Basidiomycota; Tremellomycetes; Tremellales; Tremellaceae.